AUGACUGCUCUCUUAAGGUUCACAAAUACGAGCGUGUACGUGGGCCUGUCGUACUAUGCACCGGUGCUGGGUGGCGACGAGUUCCUCAACUUCUUCCUUGCGGGUGCGGUGGAGCUUCCUACCUACAUUGUGCUGUGGCCAGCCAUGGAGUGCGUUGGUCGCCGCUGGACCCUCUGCGUCAGCAUGGUCAUUGGAGGUGUUGCCUGUUUGGCCACCAUAUUUGUACAAAAUGAUUCGAUGACCACUCUGUGCCUGUACUGCUUGGGAAAGAUGGGUAUCUCCUCCUCGUACGUGGUCCUCCCCUUGAUGGCCUCCGAACUCUACCCGACCGUCGUCAGAGGUCUGGGAAUGAGCACCAGUGCUGUUGCCGGCAUGCUGGGACCCAUCAUCAUUCCAAUUGUCAACUAUAUGGGAGAGGAGAUGCUAGUCCUUCCACUGGUGAUAAUGGGAGCUCUGCUAGUAGCGGGAGGAGCAGUGAGCCUCCUGCUUCCUGAAACGCUGCGAGAGCAUCUUCCUCAAACACUGGAGGACGGUGAAAAUUUCGGCAAAGACUGGACCUUCUGCUGUCCCUCAAGAGUCGGUGAUGUGAGCGCUGAUAAGAAACCAACGAACGUAGUUGAGUCUCCAAUCAAGAGUCUACUGCACCAAGCUACAAGAGAAACGCCAGCAUCAACGCCGAUCGCAACGGACGUGACGUCAUCCACAGACGUGACUUCGGACACGGUGCUGUCGAAUCCUGCCGAGCAGAUGAUGCGUGUGACAGUUGUCUGACACCCGACUCGCGCCACACCCCACGCCACCAGCUUCACCAUCGACCACAUCGACGGCUAUACACAGGACAACGACACCACCGGCUAUAUGAAGUACGCGUCCUCACCAAACACGCAACUCAAGUACAUCACCUCCUUCUAUCAGUAACACGCCUCUAUCACUCGCGUGAUACAUUCAAGUGACACUCUCACAGUCAGACAAAUCUCGUACCAAAAGCUUCAAGUGCCAAUUAUUAAGGUUUAAACAGUUUUGGGUUCUCCCCCAAUGUAAUUUUAAAAUAUAGCUAACAAAAAUCAUCUACUCAUAAAAUAGAGAGUUUGUGUUACAAAAAACCAAUAGUGUCGUCUUGUGUAUCUCAGACGCGACUAGUUUCGCACGAUUCACGCUAUUAUCAAGCGUCGAAGUUCAUUAUUAAUUUGGCGCUUGAUUAUAGCGAGAAUCGUCUGAACUUGUCGCGUCUGGAUUGAAAAUAAUAAAAAGGUGCAAAUAGUUCUCUGUGAUUAAUCUUCCAAGUAGCAUUAUCAAUUUUUUUUAAUGUGUAUUACAUUCCCUGUUCUUUGGUACCCAAAAACUGCAAUUAAUCCAUUGAGAAGUGAUUUGGUUAAGGUAUUAUUGUUAAGAAUGAUUUGGAAAUGUGAUCAAACUCAAUUAGUAAUCAGUGUAUUGUGAUAACGGUCCGGCAAGAUAUAACAAUUAUAGAGCUGAGGAGCAAUAUUGAUUCCCUUAUUACCUAUUCAUAAUUUCAAAAACUAUGUUGACCAUCAACAUUUCAAGGCUCAUUAUACUACCCUGGAUGUUUUAAAACAAAGAACUAAAAUGCCGUAAUGUGAAAAACAAAAGAAUGAAUCUUCUGUUAUGUUAUGUGAGGUGGAAGAGCUUGGUUAAUUCCUAGGAUAAAAAUUUGCUCUUGCUCAAGUAAUCCUAGACUGUCCACUUUCCCCUAUGCAUUCAGCCACUAGACUACUUCAGGAUACCACCAAUACACAUGGGUCCUUAUAACUACAGAGCAUAGCCUAUAUGUGAGUCGUCAUACCACGAGACUUGUUUGCUUAGUAGGAAAACAUACUCUUACGAGGCCAGAAACUGGUCGGUUGGAUAAUAAUACAGAUUAAUUGAACAAAAUGCGGUGUAACUCUGAACUAAUUUUAUAAGCUGAAAAGCUUAAUGAUAAAAUUGGUUUCAUCAAUAAAUAGAAAUUAUGAAUUGGACUACUAAAAAAAUUGACCUAUCACGAUUGGAAAUCAGUCGACCACACAAUAAUCCGUAGCUCCCUUGUUCUUCCAUCUCUGAAUUCAGAACUCGAAACAAACUCAUUACAUCAUUUAACGAUCCCACCCGAGGCUGUUUUCGUUUCUUUGUUCCAACCGGUCUAGUUUUAGAUGCCCUCCUUCAGUAUCUGAAGCCCUGCUUAUCAUUCCGACCCUUUCAUCAAGGUGAAGCCUGAUUCAUAGAAUCAUGUUAUUAUUAUUAUUCACAAUCUCUCGCAUUUUCUGUUAUUCUACUGAUACUACCAAGCUGUUCAAACAUGAUUGCCUUCACAUAAAAUGAAACACCUUUACAUCAAAAUGCUUCACAAGUAUUAUAAAACCUCUUGAAGCUCGUUUAAAUACGGUUAACAUUCAAUGAGACUAAAUAUUGGGGAAGAUUUAAAAAUAACUGAGAACAUGUUCAACAUUAAAGAUUUGAAGUUUCAAAGAGAUUUGACAAUCCAUCUCUAAUUCUUCUAAAUUCCGUUUGAUUUAUUGCGAAUGCCAUAGUAUAACGCUAUUCAAGACUAUGCAAAAUUACAAUGAGCAGCAAUAAUUGAUCGGGCCCUACAGAUAAGAGUUUAUGAGGCAUUAAUCAAGUCAACAUUGAGGAUAAGUAGCUGUCAAGCGAUUAAUGCACUACACAGAACCGAAUACAACAUAAAUUCCAUGAUUUCAAUUCAAUAACAUAACACGACACCUGUUGACUGAUUGUAUAAUUUUAGGGAGCACAAAUCUCUUGUAGCUCUAUUCACAGUUGAUCUUGAUACAACAUGAUCAUCACUGAAUUAUAGAAUAAUUGAACAGACCAGAGUACAACAGCUCUGCUUGGUUGUUAUGUGAAGCAUUAUCAUUAGCAGUCCCAUCCAAGUGAAGUACAUUCAGAUUGUUAUUGCAUGUGAGAGAGCAUGCCCAGUUAGUGCAAUACAUAUUCUCACGUACUCAUGGAUUUCACAGCAGCCCAUUAGUUCAAAGUUGCAGAGAUCUUAGAUGUUCUUAAUAGUCAUACUGCAUUAUCAUACAAACAAGUAUAGAUUUCAUCGACAUUAUUUCUUAUUCACUCUGAAUCUACAUAGGGUACCCGAUGAUUGUACUACCUCACCAGAUAAAUGCUGUCAAUUUAUUAUCAAUGUAAUCUAAUCUUACUUUUCAAAAUAUCCUGCCAAGUGGACAAGAAGCUAGCUUCUAAUGCAGUUGCUAUUAGACCAGGAUUUAUUUCCAAGAACAAAUUAAAGGAAUCAUUAAUAUUGUUUAUGCCUGUUGCAUGAAUUUAUAAAUGAAUAAUAGAUAGAAUGAUCUGAUCGAGAAACGUUUUGAUACACAAAGAACUUUAUAUUCUAGAUCAACCUUGAUAUUGUACAGUAGAUUAAUUAUUCAUCAUUAACUAUUUAAGGGUUUAAUAGUGUACUUACUGUAACGUUCGUUAUUGAUGCACUACAAAUAUUGCAAAACUCACGUUUUUCCAAAUAUAAUCUUUGUAGUUUUUCUUACAGAACGUGACUGAAUGCAAAUAUCUAUUGGAAAUGUAUAAAUUUUCAUGUAUGACAUUUCCCAUCACUGAUGGAGAAAUAUAUUGAAUUCAGCUUCUAACUGAAUGAUCAAACACAGAGCUUAUUACACACAUGAGAGCCUGAACAUUUAUUGAAGCGAGAUCUUUUAACAAUGUUAUCAACAAUGUCAUUGAUGAAUUUAUCCAGAAGCUUACAGGGUGGCGGAUUGAUAUUGAAGUUCUAUAGCUCAAAAGCGCUCUUUCUAUGGAAAGUUGGCUUUCUAUCAAGGGAUUUUGCAUUGUUGACGGUUGCCUGUUGAACAAAGCCAUGCGGUCUUUGUUUCUUCCCAAUGGAUUAAAAUGUGUGUGGUCUCAAAAGCUGUAGGCUAGCGAGUAUGCUAUUACAGCCAGCCUGCUCUGGAUUUCUCUGUUGAAGAAAUAGUGAACAAUCAAGUUGUAAUUUUGAAAGUCACCACCUUCAGAUAGUCAUAAAUCGAAACACAGAUAGAGAGUUCAUAUGAAUAGUAGGCCUACCCAAAACAAACCUAAUAUUCCAAUUAUUAUAGAACCGAUGAAUCGAUGUACACCUAUUUUUUUCUCAAAAGAAUUGGUUAAUAAGUAAAGCUGACUGGAUGAAUGUCUCCAGUUUAUUGAUUUAUGUAAAUACUUUAUCAUUUCAACUGAAAUUUUUGGAAGAAGCUAUCAGAUAUUCUUCUUCUAAUCAAAGUACGAGAGUGUCACAUCGAUGUUUAACAUAAGAUAUUAGCGAGCGAUUAAUUGAGUAAAUAUUAUGAGAAUUGAACUUCCUAAAUGUGAGAUCGAGGUGGUCUUUAACAUGAACCAAGUGCCUUAUAAAAUGUUUUAGUGUUAUUGAGUAAUGUAUAAUCAAAACUAUGUCUAUUGUUUGCUAACGAUUAGAAAAAUAAAUGAUUAAACCCUUCAAUAAAAUGUUAAGUGCUUCUUUGUUAAC
This is a messenger RNA of Nilaparvata lugens (brown planthopper), 4477 nucleotides long. Its product is annotated as beta-alanine transporter-like. NCBI's taxonomy places the organism in Eukaryota, Metazoa, Arthropoda, Insecta, Hemiptera, Delphacidae. The transcript is spliced from 6 exons. The coding region runs from base 1 to 771 and encodes 256 amino acids. Gene Ontology annotation, biological process: transmembrane transport. Gene Ontology annotation, molecular function: transmembrane transporter activity. The record is from RefSeq and is a predicted model, not a curated record.